GUAUAUUAAUUGUAACUGAAAGUCAUACAACAAUACAAAGAUCGGAAUCGAUUGAAGAAUUCGCUGAGAAAUAUUUAUAUGCAUCUUUAGCCUUUGCAGUGAAUGAUAUAUAGAACGCUAAAUUGGAAAUAUAAUCUGUUCCCUUUUUAAAGAUGGUGGAUUUGGAAUUUGACCAACUUCCUUGUUUUGGUUUUCCCGGACUGACAUGGGUGCACAGUAAAAUCAAAAACAGGGAAGAUAAACCGGUUGUGCGAAUUCCAGGGUGUUCAAAUCAGAUUCAGUGCUGAGUUUGUUUUUAAUGAUUUUAGAGGGCAUGAAUGACCACUGGAACACGUCGUUGCAGGGAGCCACCAGACAGAAACUGGACGCCUUUGCUAAAUUAAGAGGCAGGUCGGUGCGACCGGGGCAGUUUUGGGAUGUCGUCAUCAUCACAGCGGCCGACGACCGUCAGAGGGCUGCGUACGAGCUGCAGGUGGCUGAAAAACUCCAGAGAAAGGAACUCCCUCUUGGGCUGCCGUACCACGUGUUCGCAGAUCCACCUGGACCUAAAAUAGGCAAUGGGGGAUCAACGUUAUAUUCCCUCCAGCAAAUCCAAAAUAAAUAUGGGGACAAGGUCCGUGGAUUCAGAGUCAUUCUUAUCCAUGCAGGAGGAUACAGCCAGCGCCUGCCCAGUGCGAGCGCCCUUGGAAAGAUCUUCACUGCCCUCCCGCUUGGAGAGCCCCUCUACCAGAUGCUGGAGCUCAAGCUGGCCAUGUACAUUGACUUCCCCUCGCGCAUGCAGCCGGGGGUGCUGGUGACCUGCGCCGACGACAUCGAGCUCUACAGCGUAAAGGGGGGCGGGGCGGUGGCGUUCGACAGGGCCGGUUUCACCGCCUUGGCCCACCCCUCGACCCUGUCCACCGGGACCGCGCACGGCGUGUUUGUGUUGGAGCCGGCGGAGGGGACGGAGCCCGGCGACCUGGAGUACAGGUCCUGCCGCCGCUUCCUGCACAAGCCGAGCGUCCAGGAGAUGCACAGCAGCGGGGCCGUGUGCUCCAGGGCGGCCGGCGGCACGGGCACGGGGGGUCAGUGGGCCGGGCGCCCCGAAUUCGUUUACACCGACAGCACGUAUUACAUGGACCCUGACACGGCCGGCCGUUUGCUCGGUUUGCUGGCAGAAAUAGGGCCCCUAGGUUGUGAAAUAGACGCGUAUGGGGACUUCCUACAGGCACUGGGUUCGGGGGCGACGUCGGCGUACACAAAAAACACGACUAAUGUGACGAAGGAAGAACGAAACCUUGUUGAGGUCAGAGGGAAGAUAUUCGACCUUCUUGAGGGAACUCCACUUAACGUGAUACUGCUGAAUAACUCCAAGUUCUACCAUAUCGGCACCACCCAGGAGUACCUGUUUCAUCUGACAGGAGACCCAAACCUCAGGGCAGAACUUGGGCUCCUCUCUGAUGCUUUUAGCGUCUGUCCCGCUGACGCGUCGAAGAAUCCCGCAGUCUGUAUUAUUCACAGUGUUCUGCACCCGGCCUGUACUGUGGGUUUGGGGUCAGUGAUUGAAUACUCAAGACUUGGUCCUAACGUGACUGUCGGUGGAAACACUGUCAUCAGCAGCUGUUGGAUAGAAGGUGACUUCAACGUCCCAUCUGAUGCCUUUAUUCAUUCAUUGAGCCUGAGCGUGAACAGAGCCACUUUAUUUGUCACCAUUGCGUUUGCAGUAGGAGACAACCUGAAACAGAGUGUACCCUCGGUGUCAGACAUUGGCCAGUUGCAGUUCUAUGGAAGAAGUUUGCUGGAGUGCCUGGGCCUUUGGGGUCUUUCAGUUCAGGAUCUGCAGUUCUCAGGCGAUACUUCCUGCCUGAGUUUAUGGACCGCAAAACUUUUUCCACUCUGCUGCGACCUUAAAAGCUCAUUUAAAUUGUCGCUGAAUAUGAUUACAUCUUUGCAGGGUAGGUCCAGCUUCACUUUUCCCGAGGAUGUUAAGUUAUUUUCCUUGCAGGAAGCCCUGCAGUGUAAGGAUUUGGAAGAAAUGCUCAAAUUCAGGAAGGAACUACACAGAGACAUUAGUGAGGAGAAACUGAAGCAAAGCUGAUCAUUACUGUGUACAUAAUGAGAUU
Molecule: messenger RNA, 2102 nt
Organism: Lepisosteus oculatus (spotted gar)
Lineage: Eukaryota; Metazoa; Chordata; Actinopteri; Semionotiformes; Lepisosteidae
Gene: fpgt
Product: fucose-1-phosphate guanylyltransferase
Molecular function (GO): transferase activity, transferring phosphorus-containing groups
Source: RefSeq, a predicted model, not a curated record